UAGACUCCCUCCGCCCACUUUAGCUUUAAUUAACGUAACCCCGAGUAGUUUAUUUCCUCCGCCGCGAUAUAUAUUCGAUCGCCUGCAUCUAUUUAAUUUUUAGUAAUAAAUUUUUGUAAGAGAUCGAAGAAAGAGAGAUGGCAAGAAUUGGGACGGCUUUAUUGGGGGGUUGCCUGCCUUGGUCGGCGGGAAUCGGCGGCGGUGUGCAUAGACAACCACCGCCGCGACCUAGGGUUCAGGCGCAGCCUUUAAAAGCUGCGGCAGCAAUAAUCCCCAAAGUGAAGUCGAUUCGCUGCAGCCGUGUCUCUCCACCGGGUGUUACCAAAGAGGAGGAGGAGGCCAUGCUUAGCCCGAGGCAGUUUUCCUUCUUCGGGGUCGAUAUGGUCGACAAGGAUGCGCUCGCUUAUACGAAGCUCAAGCCAAAGGGAUUUCUGGUUGCGGGUGGCCAUUUAAUGAUUACCGACCUAAGUGAUUGCAUAGAGACAUUAUUGGAGAAUGAAGACCGUUGGAUUCACACUUGCUACUCGGUGACUUACCAAACAUUACACUCGUAUAAUCCUAGUACCUCCGUCCUGAAAAGGAAUACCCAACCUCAGGAUUCGGAAAAGCUUUUGAUUGGUUGUUUGACUUCGAGAAUGGUCCUUUUAUGAAACCUACGAAGGAAAAAUCUAAGAACAUUGUCAGAUGUACUCAGAUUUUUUUUGUGUCCUGCUUUGAUGGGCCGGUGGCGGAGGCAAAUAUCAAAACUCGUGAAGAUUUCAAAAAAUUUCUGUUGCAGCUUAUUGCACGACAACGUUGUUUUGAGUCUAAAGAGACGGUGAAGGCAGUUUGCUCCUCUAUCAUGGUGGAUGCAGAGUCGCUAAAGACAGUUUUAAAUCUUCACUCAAUAAUCUAAUAUAUAUAUAUAUAUAUAUAUAUAUACUCCAAAGUUAGAUCUCACCAGCAGCUAUUUCAUAGUCUCACAAAGUUAGAUCUUUUAGCAUUUAUCACCGAGUACAGUUAGAGAGUGGUGGUGUUUAUUUUUUUUGUUUGUUUGUUUGGGUUAUGUGCCGAUGAAAAUCUACUUAAAUGUCAAUCACUUUAAUUUUCGACCAAUGACCUUUGAGACUUGAAUUUGUUAUUCUUUAUUACGGAGUAUAAAUUUAUACUCCAUAUAUGUUAUUGAUGUCCCUAUGCAAAGAUUAUGGUUUAAAUUGCACGCAUAUUAAGGAAAUUAUUUCUCUGUGG
Messenger RNA from Cuscuta europaea, 1227 nucleotides. The record is from the annotation of a GenBank genome assembly. NCBI's taxonomy places the organism in Eukaryota, Viridiplantae, Streptophyta, Magnoliopsida, Solanales, Convolvulaceae.